AUGAUUACACGCCGGCACCAGGACUCUGCAGAACCUUUUACCACACCGGGUUCAAGUUAUAUGACCCCGCUACCCCUCACUUCUAAAUUUCGGGUUCUCCUAAUUACGGUUCUUUACCUCUGUGUGGCGGUCACAUCAGUCAACUGCUCCACGAACGACGCCAAAACCAACGUCAACGACAACGACGUCAACGCUAACGCUAACGGACGCGAGGCGGCCCCAUACGAGCUUCAAGGACAGUUUCGAGAGCCACUAGGUUUUAAGGAAGGUUCAGAAGAGGAAGGAGAGCCGUUUGAUACCAUGCCUUUUGGAUUCCCUAAAGGAAGCGAUGGACCAGGUGCCUCGAUCGAUCCGAGUGAUUGGGCAUCUUCGUUGGCGUACCGAUACCCGCAAGUGCCUCUGGAGGUGGAGGAAUACCCUGUAGCGCCAGCUCCAUUGACCUUGGAGCAGGUACAUGUCUAUGUGCGCCAUGGCGAACGGACACCGGUCGGUGUUCGACUUGCAGGCCCACCUGCGAACGUCCCGGAACACUGGAAUAUGUGCCAUACCGCGCAAAGAUUCGGUAGUGCUGUUUGCGACAUGCUCAGUAUGGGCUCGAAGGAUUCUGGGCUUGGUGGAGAGGCGCUGUCGAGUGCUGGGGAGUACAAGCUGCUGAGGCUUAGACAGAUUGAGAGCUUGCUACAGCCGAGGAAGAUUGUGGAGAGGAAGGAUGGGAAGGCGUUUGAAGGAGAAUGUCUGUUGGGAGAAUUGACGGAUUUGGGACGGCAUACGACAUACAAUUUCGGCGCCAACCUCCGACGACUCUACAUCGACAGACUAGGCUUCAUCCCUUCAACACUCGCCAACCCUUCAACGGUGUAUUUCCGCACGACCAAUGUGCCCCGCACGACGGAGAGUUUGCAGGAGAUCAUUAGAGGGCUAUAUCCCAAUGACAAGUGUUUGCCGAAUGCUGUUCCUGUGAUUCGCGUUCGGAACGGGCGGGACGAGAACUUGAUUGGUAACACGUAUUCGUGCAAGAGAUUGGAGGCACUGCAGAUUGGGUUCGCGAAGGCCGCAGCGGACGCGUUCAACCCGACGUUGGAGCGAUUGGACUCUAAGCUCUCAAAGUACAUCAACGGUAAUCCUAUUCGAAUCGAUGGCCGGCCCAGGGCAUCUGGUAUUUUGGAUACCGUGAGGGCUGCUAUUGCUCAUGGGAUCAAGGUCCCGCCCGAGUUUGAGGAUAAGAGUAUUGUGGAUGAUAUCGAAAGAGCCGUUGUUAGCGAAUGGUUCUCUGGAUGUAAGCUCCCACCGUAUCUCAUUUUACUCCCCUUUCCCAACCUAACAACCCCCUCAGACAAAACCGAAGAAGUCCGCCGACUAGGAAUGGGCAGGCUUUUCGACGACAUGCUCACCAAAAUGCAAAACCGGAUUUCGAACAAAGAUACCACUCCCAAUACUAACCCAGAGGGCUUGAAGUUCCUUGUACACAGUACUCACGAUACGGCUAUUGCAGCCAUCUGCUCGACGCUUGAUGUGUUCGACGACAAGUGGCCUGCGUUCACUGCUUCAGUGACGUUUGAAUUGUUCAAAGACCCAGGCACAGCUUCGAGCGCUUCCUCUGGAGAAGUGGCGGAAGGCAACAACGGCGCACAGACGCCAUUGCUUUCUCGCAUGAAGGGUUCCGCCAAGCCCAAGUAUUACGUCCGAAUGCGCCACCAGAACAAGGAUAUGUCGUUGCCUAUUUGCGCGAAGGAGGGCAAGCAUCUGCCGGGACGGCCAGAGUUUUGUACUUUGGAGGCGUUCAAGGAACGGGUGGAACAGUUUGUACCGAAGGAUUGGGAGGCGGAGUGUAGUGUGAGUGCGGGUAAUGCUACGCGGUGA
This is a messenger RNA of Coprinopsis cinerea okayama7#130, 1860 nucleotides long. RefSeq lists its product as hypothetical. Gene Ontology annotation, biological process: dephosphorylation. The record is from RefSeq and is a predicted model, not a curated record. The coding region runs from base 1 to 1860 and encodes 619 amino acids. NCBI's taxonomy places the organism in Eukaryota, Fungi, Basidiomycota, Agaricomycetes, Agaricales, Psathyrellaceae. The transcript has 12 exons. Gene Ontology annotation, molecular function: phosphatase activity.